AUGAUACAAACGUGCAUGUCGACUACACAGUCAACGGAAAAUUCUGGUCGAGCUUCGCUUCACAGGAAAGAAACUUGCGCGCCACUCCACGGCACCAACGCCUACAAGUUGGGAUGCACAGCAGCACUGGGCAAACAAGCCAUGGGGAGCACGAGCGCCAGCACCAUGGCGAUGGCGAACACCACUUCCUCCUCAGCGGAAGAAGGCGUCGGCGCGCACGUCCUGCUCCUGCCGUACCCGGGCGCGCAGGGCCACACCAACCCGAUGCUCCAGUUCGGCCGCCGCCUCGCGUACCACGGCCUCCGCCCCACGCUCGUCACCUCGCGGUAUGUGCUCUCCACCACUCCGCCCCCUGGAGAGCCCUUCAGCGUGGCCGCCAUCUCGGACGGCUUCGACGCGGGCGGCGCGGCCUCGUGCCCCGACCUCUCCGAGUACAGGCGCCAGCUUGAGGCCGUGGGCGCCGACACUCUGGCGGAGCUGCUGCAGUCGGAGGCACGGGAGGGGCGGCAGGUGCGCGUGUUAGUGUACGACCCGCACCUGCCCUGGGCGCGGCGGGUGGCGCAGGCAGCGGGCGUGGCGGCCGCGGCAUUCCUGUCGCAGCCAUGCUCCGUGGACAUCGUCUUCGGGGAGGUAUGGGCGGGGAGGCUGGCGCUGCCGGUAAAGGACGGGAGAGAGCUACACGCGCGCGGGCUGCUGGGAGUAGAGCUGGGGUUCGACGACGUGUCGCCGUUCGCAGCGAGACCGGACUGUUACCCGGUGCUCGUUCAAGCAUUGAUGCGGCAGUUCGAGGGGCUGGAGGACGCCGACGACGUGCUUGUCAACUCAUUCCACGACAUCGAACCAGAGGAGGCAGAUUACAUGGAGUUAACAUGGCAUGCAAAGACAAUCGGCCCAACCUUGCCGUCAUUCUACCUCGAUGACGACCGUAUGCCGUCCAACAAGGCUUACGGUUUUGACCUCUUCAGCAGCACUGUGUCGUGUAUGGCUUGGCUUGACAAGCAGCCUCCUUGCUCUGUACUCUUUGUAUCCUAUGGGACUGUUUCAGAAUACGACGAAGCACAAUUACAGGAGCUUGGCAAUGGACUGUGCAAUUCUGGCAAACCAUUCCUUUGGGUUGUGAGGACAAACGAGGAACACAAGCUGUCCAUUGAACUCCGUGACAAGUGCAAGGAACAGGGCAUUAUUGUUUCUUGGUGCCCCCAGCUUGAGGUCCUGGCACAUAAAGCCACAGGUUGUUUCUUCACGCACUGUGGAUGGAACUCGACAUUGGAGGCAAUUGCUAAUGGUGUGCCAAUGGUGGCAAUACCGCAUUGGGCAGACCAGCCUACCAUAUCAAAAUAUAUGGAAAGCAUGUGGGGCAUGGGAGUGCGGGUGCGCAAGGAAGAGAAUGGCUUGGUGAUGAGAGACGAGGUAGAAAGGUGCAUCAGGGAGGUGAUGGAUGGAGAGAGGAAGGAUGAGUACAGGAGGAAUGCCACUAUGUGGAGGCAGAAGGCCAGGGAGGCAAUGCAGAAAGGAGGGAGCUCCGACAAGAACAUUGCUGAAUUCGCCGCAAAGUAUUCAUCAAGUUAAACAUCCAGUGAUAUAGUAUAAGUUAGAGAGCAUAAUAAUUUUUUAUGAUACUGUACCUUUUAAAAUAUUCAGGAAGGUCAAAGAUGCUGAAAUUUUGAUAUGUGUGUCGUUGAAAAGGCAACGUUACAUGUCUGUCAUUUGACUGUUUUACUUAAUUUUUGAAGGAUUGUAAGUGCUACUUGCAGGUGUUUAUCAUAUUUAAAUGAAGGAUAUUUGCAUACCUUAAGAUA
Molecule: messenger RNA, 1799 nt
Organism: Phragmites australis (common reed)
Lineage: Eukaryota; Viridiplantae; Streptophyta; Magnoliopsida; Poales; Poaceae
Product: UDP-glucosyltransferase UGT13248-like
Exons: 3
Coding region: 1-1569 (522 amino acids)
Molecular function (GO): UDP-glycosyltransferase activity
Source: RefSeq, a predicted model, not a curated record